Megalopta genalis is the source of this 1110-nucleotide messenger RNA. RefSeq names its product Mitochondrial fission 1 protein (gene Fis1). NCBI's taxonomy places the organism in Eukaryota, Metazoa, Arthropoda, Insecta, Hymenoptera, Halictidae. Gene Ontology annotation, biological process: mitochondrial fission; autophagy of mitochondrion; peroxisome fission. Gene Ontology annotation, molecular function: protein binding. Gene Ontology annotation, cellular component: peroxisomal membrane; mitochondrial outer membrane. The record is from RefSeq and is a predicted model, not a curated record.
UCUGUAUACAAAUGGAAAUGUAUCAGAGCACUUGAUUGUUUCUUUAGCUUUGACAGUCCGACUAGUUCGAACGCAGCUGUUGGAUUUGUGAUGUGUUGUUUGCGUAUAAGGUAGAAUUUAGAACAAGAUAAAUUAUUACGUUGUGUAAUUCGCGUAGAGUUAUAUUAGAAAAUGGAGGACGUUUUAGAAGAGGUUGUUUCUUCAGACGACUUGAAGACGUUUGAACGUAUAUACCAUGAACAAUUGCAUUCAUCAAAUGUGUCACAAAAGGCACAGUUUGAGUAUGCAUGGUGUCUUGUCAGGAGUAAAUAUCCUGCGGAUAUUAGAAAAGGAAUAAUUUUGAUGGAAGAUCUUUACAACAAGCAUACGGAGUCAGAGAGACGAGAUUGCCUUUAUUAUUUAGCCAUUGGAAAUGCUAGAAUAAAAGAAUACACAAAGGCUUUAUCAUAUGUAAGAGCAUUUUUAAAAGUUGAACCUGGAAACAAACAAGUACAACAUCUGGAGACAUUGAUCAACAAAAAAAUGGAAAAAGAGGGUCUCUACGGCAUGGCCAUUGCAGGAGGGGUUAUUGUCGGUGUUGCAAGUAUUCUUGGCCUCGGUAUUGCAUUGAGCAAAAAAUAGAACCGUUGACUUAAUUUUUUACGCAAACCAAAAAUAACGAACGCAGCUUCUCUCAAUAUGUAUACUAUUGUUUCAGAUUUUCGUACGAACUAUAUGAUUCUGUAUGAUAAAAUUGUGUGUGUGUAUUCGUUUUUUAAAUAAGAAAGGCAUUUUUUCCUAGUAACAUAUUGCGUUAAUCUAUGGGACGUACAUUCCAGUUAUUGCAUAUAUGUUUUGUGUCGUUUAUGUCGUUUAUGUUGUUUAGUAUAUAGAGGUGAAGAAAUCAAUUUAUUUGAAACCUAACAGACAAAGGAUUAUAUGAAUAUAGUAUAAAGAAUAUAUCAAUAUAAAUAUAUAUAUAUAAAUUUAUUUAUUAUAUAAAAUGUUUAUUUAUACUGCAACCUCAGUAUACAUGACUAUGUCAUUUGUAUGUAAAGACGAAACUAUUGUACGACCCUAUCUACAUGUAUUGAUACCAAAAUUUUAUUGAAAUAAAUGUGUUAAAUCAGA